GUCUUCGGAAUAAAUACACGAAAAUAAAGCAAGGCAGUCCGAUCUUAGUGUACCCAUCCAAGUAGUGCGUAGAUCUUGCUCCUUUGGCGUAUUUUUGGCCGAUGGGGAAGCAAGAGUUUCUUCUUCCGGCUCGGCCCCAGGCGACAUCAGCCGAUAAACGCCCCAAAUGGAAUACAAUUGUUCUUUUGGCUUCGGUCUCAGCCCUACUCUGGAAGGGCUUUCGCCAUGUCGAUGUCAAGUUACUUGAUAGCCCAACGACUGCUCCAAUUUGCCCUCAAGUCCCGGCAUUGUCGCCCCAAACUCACAAGCAUCUUCUUGCUGAUAUCGAGAGCGAGUAUGUCACUGAUGAUUUCAAGUCGCGAGUCGUGGAAUGGCUUGGAGGAGCUAUCCAAAUUCCAACCCAGAUCUACGAUGACAUGAAAGACGUAGGGAAUGAUUCUCGAUGGGACAACUUUGGGAAAUUCCACAGCUACUUGGAGGAUGCGUUCCCUCUUGUACACGAUCGACUCGAAGUUACAAAAAUUAAUACAUACGGGCUUGUUUAUCGUUGGGAAGGUUCUGAUGCGUCCUUGAAGCCCCUUCUACUUAUGGCGCACCAAGAUGUAGUUCCAGUGCAAGAAGAUACUCUCUCUCAAUGGGUUAAUCCACCCUUUUCUGGCUAUUUCGAUGGAGAGUUUCUGUGGGGACGGGGGACUUGCGACGACAAACACGGACUGAUUGGGAUCUUGGUUACUUUGGAGACUUUACUUAAGCAUGGAUACAAGCCUACCCGGACAAUCUUCCUUGCCUCUGGGUUCGACGAGGAAAUUAGUGGACAUUUUGGUGCGCGGCGUAUUGCCAACCAUUUUCUCUCCACAUAUGGGGAAAACUAUUUUGCGAUGCUUGUAGAUGAAGGACCCACACUAACAAAAGCGUUUGGAGCUCGAGUUGCUGCACUGGGAGUCUCGGAGAAGGGUUAUGCCAACGUACAAGUCUCUGUUGCCAGCCCUGGCGGCCAUUCAAGCGUACCUCCUACCCACACGAGCAUUGGUCUAUUGGCUUUAGUUCUAGUUCACUUGGAAGAAAAUCCCGAACCAGCGCAUUUAACCCGAACCUCCCCUCUAUAUAAACUAUAUCAAUGCCAAGCCGAGCACUCACCCAAUUUCCCUGAAAAGUUGAAGAAAGCCCUUCGAAAAAGUCUGCACAGCGAUAAAGCGCUAAAGACGGCCGAGAAGCUUCUUUUUGCCUCAGAGGGAGGUGAUGUUAACCGCAUUUACUUGAGCACAACGCAAGCCAUCGACCUCGUCGGGGGUGGAGUGAAAGUCAAUGCGUUGCCAGAACUGGCGUGGGGCGUAAUCAAUCAUCGCAUUACCACAGACAGCUCCUUGAACGCUACUCAUUCCUCAAUAAUCGACAAGCUGAUACCCAUUGCUCGCGAGUUGCAGCUGGAUUUCGAGGCAUUCGGAUCUAGCGUUAGUACAGAGCUUGAUCCUGCUGGUCAAUUAACCCUUUCGCACUUUGGGGAUGAUGAUUUGGAACCAGCUCCAGUAUCUCCGACUGAUUCUUCCCCAUACCAACUACUUGCUGGUACGAUACGCGGGAUUUGGGAGACGGGCAGAGGAAAGUACUCUGAAGAGCCCUUCAUUGUUGCCUCGGGUAUAAUGCCUGCUAGUACCGACACAAAGCAUUUCCGGAAGUUGACUCCACACGUCUUCCGGUACAAUCACCUUGGGACAGAGGACAUGCGCCCACUUAAGAGUCAGCCACAAAAUGGAGGCAAACAUAGUGUAAAUGAAGCCAUUCGUAUCGACGGCUAUCGUGAUCAAAUCCGCUUCUUUACCCAUCUGAUCCUCAAUGCCGACGAGGCAAAUCUUUCAUUGCGAAUUUCAUAAUUUGUGUGAUCAUUGCGGCGGUGCGUUUGCCCCCGCAACUUCGAACGCGAUGCUCAUUACAUGUCUGCUGUUCGGAGAACUUUGAGUCCUGGAGGACAUGUCCAUUUGCAUGUAUCUUAGCGUGAUGUAAAUUCGAAGCUGGCAGUCUACUGUACGCACAUGUGCAUACCAUACUAUUGUCAAGGGAGUUCCGAG
Molecule: messenger RNA, 2066 nt
Organism: Cantharellus anzutake
Lineage: Eukaryota; Fungi; Basidiomycota; Agaricomycetes; Cantharellales; Hydnaceae
Product: carboxypeptidase S
Exons: 12
Coding region: 102-1871 (589 amino acids)
Cellular component (GO): fungal-type vacuole lumen
Molecular function (GO): metallocarboxypeptidase activity
Source: RefSeq, a predicted model, not a curated record